Molecule: messenger RNA, 2698 nt
Organism: Anas platyrhynchos (mallard)
Lineage: Eukaryota; Metazoa; Chordata; Aves; Anseriformes; Anatidae
Gene: USB1
Product: U6 snRNA biogenesis phosphodiesterase 1
Biological process (GO): U6 snRNA 3'-end processing
Cellular component (GO): nucleus
Molecular function (GO): 3'-5'-RNA exonuclease activity
Source: RefSeq, a predicted model, not a curated record
CUCGCAGCACCGCCCCCCAGCGCCAUGAGGGCUGCGCUGGUGGGGUACAGCAGCUCCGAGGAGGAGGAGGAGGAAGGGGGGAGGAAGGGCGGCGGGGACCCAGCCUCCCCCGGGCUCCCCGCGGGGCUCCCCCCGGGCCAGCACGGCCCCAGCCCGCCUGCCCGUCCCCGAGAGCGUGCUGGCCAUGUUCAGGGAGCAGGAGGAGGAGGAGAGGGGUGCGGAGGACAGAGCCAAGCACGGCGGGCGUGUGCGCUGCUUCCCCCACGAGCGGGGCAAUUGGGCCACCCACGUCUACUUGCCCUACAAAGUCCAGGAGGAAUUCCUGGAGUUGCUGGACCUCCUAGUGUCCCAUGCUCGAACCUAUGUCUCCUCACUCACUGCCAUGGAAGAGUUCCACAUCAGUCUCUCGCAGAGCGUGGUGCUGCGCUACCACUGGAUAAACCCCUUUGUCCAGUCCCUCAAGGAGCGCCUGGCCUCCUAUGACAGGUUCUUCUGUGUAGCUAACCAAAUGAAAGUGUAUACCAACCAGAACAAAACCAGGACCUUCAUUGGACUGGAGGUCUCCGCUGGGCAUUUCCAGCUGCUGGAACUGGUCUCAGAGGUGGACAAAGUUAUGGAGGAAUUUGACCUCCCCACAUUCUACAAGGACCCAUCGUUCCAUAUCAGCUUGGCCUGGUGUGUUGGGGACCUGACUGGCAGCCUGGAGGGGCAGUGUCUGCAGGAGCUCCAGGACAUUGUGGACAGGUUUGAGGACUCAGCGCUCGUUCUGCGUGUCCAAUGGGAGCAAAUCCGCUGCAAGUCAGGGAACAAAUUCUUCUCCUUCCCCUUGAGGUAGGGCCUGGUAGGUUUGAGAGCCCUGAAGACCCUGCAUUUCAACAAAGAACUGUUCUCCAGCACAGCUCUAAGCGGUGGAAGCUGUCACACACCUCCCACGUUCUUCUUGUCUGCUCAGCAGCUCUGGGGAGUUUGUGGUAUCAAACUUCCAGGUUUGAGUUUCUGGCUGAAGAAAUGUGUGUGUGUAGCAGAUUUCCUACUGCAGCGUGCUGUCAGCAGCCAGGAUGUGCUUCAGUCAGCACUGGUGGUUCCAACCAUCCCACGGUGGCUGAUUUUUAAUAUAUAUAUGAAUGUAUCAAAGCCAUGGAUGCCUUAUGUUAAAGAGAAAGAAGGUAGCGUGGGAAGCUCUUGCUAAAGGAAGCAUGUCUCACACAGUUGGAAAUAGCACCAACUUCUUGUCAGGAGGCUUGGAGCAUGCUGACUGCUGAGCUCAGGGUCCCUCGUUCUGAAAAGCAAGAGACAAGGAUGCAGAGCUAGGCUCUUGCACCAGAGCAUCUCCCCACCAUAACCCAGCCCGGAGGAGUUCACGGGUCGUGUUCUGUGUCCAUCUCACGCUGUUGCUGCCUCUACAGAAAAAUCACAGUACCAGGUUCUUACACCAAACAUCCAAAAGAUUAAAUCUCGGCAGAGAGGUUGGAAACCCCUCGUGUUUUAGCGCUAACCCAGCGUAGCGUCGGGCUGGUUUUAAAACGACUUUGUUUUAAGCUCGUGUGUGUCAAAAGGACCAUUCUGGAGGGCAGCUGCCCGUCAGGAGCUGGCUGUCAUCCUAGGGCGAGCCCAAGAGAGGGCAGUGUCGGCUCAUAUCGUGACUGAGCUGGAAAGGCGGUGCCUGCUGGUGAGCAAGACAAGGAGUGGCACACACACGGACUUUCCCGUGAAAACAACACCGUCGGAGCAGCGAUGAUCCUGUUGACUGUGGGCUGGACUUUGUCCCUUGAGAGAAGCUCCUUUCUGUCCUUUGUCCUGCGGGAAGGUCUGCUGCAGCCUCUUAGGUAUUCAGAGCGAGAUGCUGCUGUGCUGCCCUCAAUCUUUCAUUUCACAUUUGUCUGAUGAAAAACUGCGAGGCUGCUUCUGACGGUAAAAUCUGUCUCCUCGUGUCGUAAAACUGCUUCUGUGGUGUAUUUGAGCUGUUCAAUUUCAGGAGUGCCCAGCUCCAGCGGCUCCUGCAGACUUCAAAUGAGGCCGUGUCUGCAACGCCUGCCGUGAGCUGGGUGUAGCACUCUCCUUCCACUUGUACACAAGGAAGCUCGGGGCCCUCACAGCCAUUGGAGCUUCUGUCUCAGUGCAGGUCUUUGUCUGCCAACUCCCCUGCAAUAUCUGGUUUUCAAAUUAAUGGAAUUCCUGGGGGGACGGCGAGGGAGAAGCAGCAAAUUCAAUGCAUUGUUCAGAUAAAAUGGAACAACCCUCCCCCCUUCGUUCUUCUCCCUCAGCUGCAUGUUGGUUUUGGGUUUUGUUGUUUUCGGCACUGCCAGCUGAGGGUCCCAGCACUCGUUUGCCCAAGUCUCUGCUCUGGGUGGCUCAGCACGUCGGCUGUGCAGCCUGUGAAGAUGCCUGGGGGAGCUGAAUUUGAGGCAGUCAGGACCUCGCUCCAGGGGGACACGGCACACCAGCAGUCCCAUUAGGAUGCGCGUCUGGCCCGGGUAUUUGGCAGAUUGCUGUGCCGCUCACUGCUGCUUCCAGCGUGCCCCUUCCCCCUUUUUAUCCAGACCCCAUCUUUAGUUAGUCAGCUUCUGGGAUAGGGAUAUGCACGGACUUUAAGUGAUUAUGCCCCAAGUUGUUUUUUGCCCGUUUGUUUUGCUUUUCCCCUUUAAAACAUAAAUAAAUUAAUAAAUAAAAAGACUUGGAGCCUUCCACCGAAACUUGG